CCGGCUCCCAUAGCUACCAGAGGAGGCGGCGGCCAUCUUGGCGGCGGCAGCAGCGGCGGGGAUGAGCGGCUCGAAGCCCCGCGUGGCGCCGGCGGGGGGCUCUGGCGCCGGGGCGCUGAGCCGCCUUCCAGGCCGGCGGGGCUCCGGAGACGCCUCCUCGCAAGUCGCCGGAGGGGCUCCGCUGAGGCCCACGGCCGCUUUGGCCCGGACGGAGGCAGAGCUGCUGGCCCUGGAGGCGGUGCGGCCGGAGCACGUCCUGGGCCUCAGCCGCGUCACGGAGAGUUAUCUCUGCCGACCGGAGGACAAUGUCUACAACAUCGACUUCACCAAGUUCAAGAUCCGGGACCUAGAAACGGGGACAGUGCUUUUUGAAAUUGCCAAACCUUCAGCUUUAGAGCCAGAGGAGGAUGACAAUGAUGUUGGAGAGAUAGACACCAGUGCCGGGCGUUUUGUUCGCUAUCAGUUCACUCCUGCUUUUCUGCGCCUCCGGACUGUUGGUGCAACCGUGGAGUUCACUGUGGGAGACAAGCCUGUAUCAAACUUCCGCAUGAUUGAGAGACAUUAUUUCCGAGACCGGCUUCUCAAGAACUUUGACUUUGAUUUUGGCUUCUGUAUCCCCAGCAGCAGGAAUACCUGUGAGCACAUCUAUGAGUUUCCCCAGCUAUCAGAGGACCUCAUCCGUCUGAUGGUUGACAACCCCUACGAGACCCGCUCAGACAGUUUCUACUUUGUAGACAACAAGCUGAUCAUGCACAAUAAGGCUGACUACGCCUACAAUGGGGGCCAGUAGCCAUUGCAGUUGCAUCUGUUGGACACUGCACUACUGCUAGUUAUCCUGAGCGUGCAGGAGAAGAGCUGAAAAGCCAUUCCCGACUCCCAAGUCCACUUCUGGAACAUUCCGCAAGGCUCAAGGAGUAAUGUUGAAGGGGCUGAUAUGACGACGUAUGUGAGAGUAAAGGAGAUAUCCUUGCAAGUCUGUCCUUUCCAACAUUGUUCUUUCCUCAGCCUCUGCUUAGUUUUCGUUGGUAUCCUGGUCAGUUAACAGGUCAGGCUAUCUGUGAAAUGCUAACUGGAGUAGCAGUUCUUAUAGUCAACAAUCUUGGCCAGUAUUUUUUGUGUGCUCUUCUCACUCCCUAAUUCCUCCCGUCUCCCUUGAGAUCAGGGAGCACAGUUCCACGGAAUGCAGCUGUUGCCUUAAGUAGCCAAUGAAAUGUAGAUAGCAGUCCCCCAUCAAGAGGGACAAAGUAGGGCUGGUCAGUCAUUUUGGCAACAUCAUUGGUUCAGCUUGUUUGGCUGGCUGGAAGUGUGACAUGAUACAACAAACUUUUAAAAACGGGAAGGACUUUGAAAUGAGGGGAUCCAGGUUGCAGAUGGACUGGACUGCUUGUGAAGUCAUGGAUAUAGCUGUAUUGGUCACCCCUGACGGUGGCUAACCUUCUGUGCAUCUCACUAACUUGGACUGUGGCUCUGUGUGAGAUCUUUGAAAGGUCAAAGGCUGUUUCUGUCUAAUAGUUGCAGGGAGGCUGUGACCAGUGUUUUCGCCUGCUCCAUCUUGCCUCUUGACUUCUGUGUCAGUUUUGCUCUUGCCUGGGAGGUGGGUGCAUGGAAAAUGUAGGUAAGCAUUUCUGGGAACCUGGAGUUGCCGGAGGAAAGUACCAAAGCACAGAACUGGAGUUUUCUUCUGUGCAUGUUGGAAACACAAUAAAACCUCAAUGGUAUUACUGGUAUUACCAGCCUGGGUUACUUGGGCUGGCGCUUCAGCUCAUGCCACUGUCAAACUGGUCUAUGAGAAAUAGCCUUUCUACUUGACCUUCAGUUAAAAGAAAGGAAAUAAGGCACUCUUAAACCAUGUAGCUCUGGGCUUUUUUCCUCUGCUUUUCCUGUUUCAUUGGCUCUGUUGAAAUAGAUAAUACAAGAAUCCAGCUAGCUUUUGCUAUUGAGAUACAGCAUUUCCUGUUGGUUAGGACCACAUAGUUCUGUUGGCUCUGUGAGCAGACAAAUGGAUGACUUCUUGAGUCGGUGAGAUGGGCGUCUUGCCCUCAUAGCUGCCAUAUGUGAUCACCCCCCUUCCCAGUCCAAAUCUUGCCUUGCUCCCAAGCAAGAUUCUGUUUCCUACACCAGAGGAAAACUAUCUGUUGGAAUGCACCAGGAUCAAGGCCCUUGUGAUCAGCUGCUGGCUAUGCCAUCUGGUGAUCUGUCUCAGAGGCUGCUUCAGUAAAAAGCAGACUGCACCAGAGAAGUGUUAUAGGCUCUUGAGACCAGCCCUUGGGGGUGGGGGUAGUCUGCACUUUCCAAAGAAAUACAUCUCUGAGCAGCAGGGGGAGAUGGCAGCAGUGACCAAAAGAAAGCCCAAGCUUGGUUUUAUUUUAAAUUGUCAAGGUUGGGCAUUCUGUUGUUGCUGUGUACCUCCAUGCCAUUUUUUACUUAUGGUGACCCUAUCGUGGUUUGUUUUUGUUUUUUGCCAUUCUGAGAGAGAGUGAGUUGCCCAGGGUCACCCAGUGGGUUUUCAUGCUUGAGCAGGGAUUUGAACCCUGGACCAAUGGACCAAUGCUCAAACCACUAUGCCACACUGGCUCUCAGGGCAUUCUAAGCAUCCCAAAAUGUUGGGGGUGUAAUGGAGACUGAAAGAGGCAGAGUUUCAUGUGUGUAGUCCCUCCCCCCCCAAAUGUGGUCUGAAGUGAGGGUGCCUCGUGCGCUUCUUCCACAUCCUUCACUGUGAUCCAGUCAUCUGAAUGAUGACAAUACCCGUUUUGCUGCAGCCUCCUUGCUGGUCGCUACAAAAAGGUGCCUUUUAUCCUUGCAUCCAGGACUGCAUAAAAGGAGCACAGAAAGUUGUCGUUCCUCAUUCCCCAAGAGGCUGAGGAAUCGAACAUGGUUAAACACCAGGUGCCUUUUCAGUGUCCUUCUGUGUUGCUCAGGCUUCUACCUGCAAUGAUCUCCCUGCUUCCAGCAAUCCCAGAUGCAAUGGGGCAGCCUUGGCCAGGGGUAGGUACUGUACUGUUUUCUGUUCACACAGGAGCUACAUGUGUCCUUCAGGACAAUGGUUGCUGAGCCACCUGUCUCUUAGCAAUAAGAAACCCUCCAAACAGAAAUGGAAAUAUGAGGGGGGUCCUUGCUUGUGAAAUCAUACUGGUUACUUCUUUGCUGGACCAAACGUUUCAAAGGGAGCAGGCAGUCUCCUGAUGCCUUGGAUAACAUGAGCCUGGGUGCCACUUUGACACUCUUUGAGACACUUGUGUCAUAAGGGGAUGCUGGAUUGCCCUUUGCUUUUUAUUCCAGGACCUGUAGGAUUGGUAGGGCUGGUCUGAAAACUGGUGUUUCUUGAACAAAGUUGGUCCUCCUGUCAUGCUGGCAGCAUCUCCAGCUGAAGAGAGGUGGGCUCUCUUUUGUCCAUGUCAACCAAAGUGUUUGCAAAGGGGAAGCUGGUGGAAGGAUAGCAUCCGUCCAAAGAAGGAGGUGUUGAAGCCUAUAACAGAGGAAUGAGCCAAUUUUCAAGCAGUGCUCCCUCUUUGGUAACGCUUCCUACCCACUCCUUUGCAUAAGACUUGGUGAUGGCCUCUGGUACCUUAGGCCUGUGGCUGAGGAAAUCUAGACCAAAGUGUCAGCCUCCCUGCUUUGGCUUUAAAUCUGUUGUGUCCUCCUUGCGUGUGUUUCCUUCUCAUCUCACUAGAGACAUUAAAAACAAAACCAAUGACGGGCUCUUUGUGCUGGGCACCCGAGCUUGGAAGGUUCAUUUUGGUCCCCCGUUUUGAGGGAUGGCACAAAGAAACGGUUUUGAAAGCACGAAAUGUCAGCUGGGAAGGGAAUCGGCUUCUGUUACGUCCGCCUUAAGGUUUGGUUAUGCCCUCACUAUAUUUUGGGGUCAGUUUCAUGGGUGGCCAUCAUCCCUUUGGAAGUAUUGUCUUAAAAUGGCCCCACUCUAAGCAAUGGGGGCAUGUUACAUUAAUGAUUCUUGGCUUGUUUUGUUAAGGCAGAGAAAACCUGUAUGGACUUCUUCUCUUUUUUAUACCUGUGAGAUCCAGGCAAGGCUUUGGCUUGCCAGGCAUGACAGUAAGGAAUGAGUGUUCCAGUGGCGACAGCAAGAGAAACUAGGGGCAGCAAUGGGAGCAAAAGUAGUGUUGAGCUUCCCACACGAUUCAGACAAUAGCAUUGGGGCUCUGAAUUGCGCUCAUUUUCUUCUUUCCAAUGGGCUUUGGGCUCAGUGGUGGUCUUGGCUGUCUGUUCCCUUUGAACCAUGUACAUUUCAGAAGAGAUCUUGGCCAUUUUCUAUUUUUCUGUGAAGGUAUUUUUCCAUAAAGAGUGGCAAGUGUCAAAGAGCUCUGUGCGAUUUCCCCCACCAGCGUUGAACCUUUGUCAUGCCACAUCAUGAUGUGUUGUCUCUCCUCGAUUGGCAAUAAACUACUUGACCUAUUUGUAUAAAAACGUUAUUUUGUCACAAGCGCUAGUAAUAAAACACCCUAAACUUUUA
This is a messenger RNA of Sceloporus undulatus (fence lizard), 4468 nucleotides long. RefSeq names its product unc-119 lipid binding chaperone B (gene UNC119B). The record is from RefSeq and is a predicted model, not a curated record. Bases 62 to 790 code for a protein of 242 amino acids. Gene Ontology annotation, biological process: cilium assembly; nervous system development; lipoprotein transport. The transcript has 5 exons. Gene Ontology annotation, cellular component: cilium. Lineage: Eukaryota; Metazoa; Chordata; Lepidosauria; Squamata; Phrynosomatidae. Gene Ontology annotation, molecular function: lipid binding.